Molecule: messenger RNA, 696 nt
Organism: Lodderomyces oxycetoniae
Lineage: Eukaryota; Fungi; Ascomycota; Pichiomycetes; Serinales; Debaryomycetaceae
Exons: 1
Coding region: 1-696 (231 amino acids)
Cellular component (GO): mitochondrion
Molecular function (GO): acetylpyruvate hydrolase activity
Source: RefSeq, a predicted model, not a curated record
AUGUCAUUGAAAUAUAUUAACGAUGCAAGAAAGAUUCUUUGCAUAGGACGUAAUUAUAUUGAGCACAUUAAGGAGUUGAAUAGUAUGAGACCUCAACAACCUUUCUUCUUUUUGAAGCCUUCUUCAUCGGUAUUGAAACCAAAUUCAGGUCCAUUUUUGGUUCCCAAGGGUGUCACAGUACAUCAUGAAGUCGAGUUAGCCUUUACAUUGAAUAGAGAUUUGCAAAACUUGUCUCCAGAUUUUUCACCACAAGAGGCAUUGGAAAGCAUUGAAGGGUAUGCUUUAACGAUAGACAUGACAGCAAGGAAUGUUCAAAAUGAAGCUAAAAAAAAGGGAUUGCCAUGGUCUAUUGGUAAAGGAUUCGAUACCUUUUUGCCAGUAUCUAGUUUCAUUCCAAAGGAAAAAAUCCCUGAUCCAUACAAUGUCGAGUUGGAGUUGAAAGUCAAUGGCGAGAUUAAACAACAUGAGAAAACCAAUUUGAUGAUAUUCCCUAUACACAAGAUAUUAAGUACCAUGUCGAAUAUAAUGACUUUAGAAAAGGGAGAUUUGAUAUUAACUGGAACACCAAAGGGAGUAGGCCCAAUUGUAGCUGGAGAUGAAAUUGAAGCAACUUUAAGUGUUGAUGGUAAAGUUCUUGAAACUAUCAAAUGCAAAGCAGAGACCAAACCAGGAUACUACGAGUAUAGAGAGACAUAA